GGUCAGGUUAGGGCAGGUUUGACUUCCUUCAGAUGCCAGGUUGGGGGCCUGUGCGGGAGGCAUAUAAACCCCAGUGUGGGCGCCUGGCCCUUUGCUUUCCUUCCAGAGCCUCUCUGUCAUCUGGUCUGAUCCACCCCUGUGGCCCCAGAUCCAAGAUGUCCAGUCCCCUGGAGCAGGCGCUGGCUGUGAUGGUCGCCACCUUCCACAAGUACUCUGGCCAAGAGGGUGACAAGUUCAAGCUGAGUAAGGGGGAGAUGAAGGCACUUCUGCACAAGGAGCUGCCCAGCUUUGUUGGGGAGAAGGUGGAUGAGGAGGGCCUGAAGAAGCUGAUGGGUGACCUGGACGAAAACAGUGACCAGCAGGUGGACUUCCAGGAAUACGCUGUUUUUCUGGCCCUGGUCACUAUCAUGUGCAACGAGUUCUUCCAGGAUGCCCCAGACCGGCUGUGAAGCGGGGCUCCUGCUUGGCCACGGCCCUCCUGGACCCACGAGGACUCGAGCUACACCUUUUGUACCCAAUAAACGUUUCUGUUGAUCAUAUUUUAAUUGCUCAGUGAUGCCCCAUCCCCUGGCUGGCUGAGUUGGGUUGCUGGACAAUAAGAGCAUCCUUAGAUCCCACCCCUCUGGGCUCUGACUCUUCUGGAAAUCUCCGCAAGGCCAGAGCUGCACCUCAAGUCCCAGAGUUUGGCAUUUCAAAUACCGGUAAAAAUCUGAGAUAGUUUGCUAAUUUUUUUUUUCCAAAUAAAGUUAUUAAAAAAGGCAAA
This is a messenger RNA of Neogale vison (American mink), 763 nucleotides long. RefSeq names its product S100 calcium binding protein A2 (gene S100A2). The record is from RefSeq and is a predicted model, not a curated record. Gene Ontology annotation, molecular function: calcium ion binding; transition metal ion binding. Gene Ontology annotation, biological process: endothelial cell migration. Gene Ontology annotation, cellular component: cytoplasm. The coding region runs from base 33 to 449 and encodes 138 amino acids. Lineage: Eukaryota; Metazoa; Chordata; Mammalia; Carnivora; Mustelidae. The transcript has 3 exons.